Pelobates cultripes (western spadefoot toad) is the source of this 267-nucleotide messenger RNA. The record is from the annotation of a GenBank genome assembly. Lineage: Eukaryota; Metazoa; Chordata; Amphibia; Anura; Pelobatidae.
AUGGCCAACUCCCCGGCGCCCUCACCCAACUCGGAGACUGGCCGCCCAACAUUGUCAGAUAUAAGCUCCAACCUCAGAGCGCUACCCACCAACAUGGUCACCAAGUUGGACCAGCACACCUUAUCAGCAGAUAUUCAUGCAGCUAUUCGCACAGAAGUGGCCACGUUGAGGAAGGAGAUGGCAUCCCAGGGGAGUCGCAUACAGGCUUCUGGAAGCCUUCGGCGCAGUCCCUACAGGCGCUCAAUGAAACCUCUAGCGUCGCCCUGA